GUGAGUCUCGCCCAGUGCAAUCCCCUCCCCCCGUCGGUCUCUCGCCAGCACUUCACGUCUCUCCUCCACAAUCACUCUCACUCAAUCUCACACUUCUCCACUCUCACAACACUCACCCCAUCUCACGCCACCCCCACCCCUCCCAUGCGGCCCCCCGUGCCGUCUCGCUCCGCUCUCCUCCUCCUCGUCCCUCGCCGCGCCGCGGAGUUGCGCGACUCGUGGGGCCCGGGCCCCCCACUCCGCGAGCUGCGUCGCGGGCUCCGCGAAGCGCUGAGCCGCCACGCGGGGGGCCCUGGGGACGGGGAGGAGAGAGAGGACGGGGAGGAGAGAGAGGACGAGGAGGAGAGAGAGGACGGGGAGGAGAGAGAGGAGGAGGAAUGGCGUCUUUCGCGGGGACCCGCGAAGCGCGGCCUCGAGGCGGGAAGCGCGGGCAGAGCCCUCAAGGCGAGGAGGGAGGUACUGGCCGUGCCGCUUGUGCUGCUGCUCACGUAUUACGCGUGCCUCUGGCUGCACCCACCCACUCAGCAGCUCGUGUCUCGGCAUACGCAGCGCUGGGUCUACAAUGCGCUGCGACGCGUGCGGCUUCUCACACUCCCCAUCACGCGGAGAUACAACCUGGCAGCGUACCACGACCAGGAGUGCCUCGUCUACAACCCCCUUUACUCGGACCCCACACCAAACUGCUCGUUCUGCGCUGCCGUGAAGAGCGUCAUCUUGCUGGACGAAUUCUCGAAUUUUACGCAGUACUACUAUGGCCAGGCUGACCCCGUGCUUGUGAAGGGCGGACAGAAGGACCACGUGGGUUUGGAAGACGUCCAGCACUUGCAUGCGGUGCAUGGGAAGACCCUGGACUUGCGUCCCGAUGAAGUCUCCUGCAGCAACGACUCUGUGUCCAGUUUCUCCCAUCUCUUCCGGCUGUUUCCCACUGAGGAGAUACUAGCUCGGAGCUCCACAACAUUCCAGUGGAAGACGCAGCGGGUCGCGGGGACUCGGCUGCUGCGGGAGCUGUUUCCCCGGCCUUACUUCAUCUCUCCCGACAGCGAGGUGUCUCUGCUCAAGCUGCUCGUCCUGCAGGGCUCACAGGCCACUCCGCAUGCCCUGGUGGGUGUGCAGCUGCGUCGGAGCUCCUUUGCAUGAAUGUGUAACGUAAGGGAAAGCCUGAUGGUGUUGGGCAGAGUUUGAACGACAGCAUCAAUGUGCUCAGUGAUUGAAACCGG
Lethenteron reissneri (Far Eastern brook lamprey) is the source of this 1217-nucleotide messenger RNA. RefSeq lists its product as uncharacterized. Lineage: Eukaryota; Metazoa; Chordata; Hyperoartia; Petromyzontiformes; Petromyzontidae. The record is from RefSeq and is a predicted model, not a curated record.